Molecule: messenger RNA, 2923 nt
Organism: Sorex araneus (European shrew)
Lineage: Eukaryota; Metazoa; Chordata; Mammalia; Eulipotyphla; Soricidae
Gene: FITM2
Product: fat storage inducing transmembrane protein 2
Exons: 2
Coding region: 60-836 (258 amino acids)
Biological process (GO): lipid storage; phospholipid biosynthetic process; lipid droplet organization
Cellular component (GO): endoplasmic reticulum membrane
Source: RefSeq, a predicted model, not a curated record
GCACGGACGGUGGCCGGGAGGGCACACGGCGCCGCGGACGGUGGCCGGCGCGGUCGGGCAUGGAUCGCCUGGGACGCUGCGCGUGGCUGGUGCGCGGGACGCUGGCGCGGGCGGCGGCGCGGCGCUACCUGCCCUGGGCCCUGGUGGCGUGCAUGCUGGCCGGCUCGCUCGUCAAGGAGCUGUCCCCGCUGCCCGCGAGCUACCUGAGCAACAAGCGCAACGUCCUCAACGUGUAUUUCGUCAAGUUGGCCUGGGCCUGGACCCUCUGCCUGCUGCUGCCCUUCAUCGCCCUCACCAACUACUCCCUGACGGGCCGGCCCGGCCUGGUCCUGCGGCGCCUGAGCACGCUUCUUGUGGGCACGGCCUACUGGUACGCCUGCACGGCCCUCUUCUCGGGCGUCGAGCACGUCACGGGCAGCUGCUACCAGUCGCCGGCGCUGGAGCAGGUCCGGAAGGAGCACGGGGACAAGCCGCAGUGCCUGCGCGCGGGCGGCCACUGGCACGGCUUCGACAUCUCGGGCCACUCCUUCCUGCUGACCUUCUGCACGCUCAUGAUCGUGGAGGAGAUGGCCGUGCUGCAGGAGGCGCGGCCGGACCAGGGCCCCGCCGUGGCGGCGCUGGUGGUGGCCCUGGGCGGGCUGACGGCCAUCUGGGUGGGGAUGUUCCUGUGCACGGCCGUGUACUUCCACGACCUGUCCCAGAAGGUGUUUGGCACCCUGUUCGGGCUGCUGGGCUGGUACGGGACCUACCGCUGCUGGUACCUGAGCCCGCUGUCCCCCGGACUGCCUCCCCAGGGCUCCGGCCUCGGCGCCAAGCGGGACUCGUACAGGAAGUGAGAGAGCGGCCGGCAUAGGUGGCGGGCCACCCCGCGGCCCACAGGGGGGUUGCUCGCGUUCCCUCGUCUCCUGCUUCAGAGAGGAAGAUACCGGGCCGUCCCGGGGCAGGAGGCGGCUGAGGGAGGGUCUGGGGAGCACAGGCGGGCGCUCUGCGCGCCCCACCCGGCCCCUGCGUCCCUGGGGGACCCGAGCAGGAAAGCCGCAGCCUGGCGUGCACCAGGCCCCCAGCCUCAUCUCGAAUCUAGUUUUCUAUUUUCACGGCAGUUCAUGCUGUUAUUGAAUAAUGUUCCCCUCUGGCGAGUUCCAGUGGGGUUUCUCUCCUUCCCUCUCCUUCCUUCCUUUCGCCCUUCCUCUCCUUUCAUCUCCCCUCUUCCUUCUUUUGUCCUCCUUCCUUCCCUCCUUCCUUCUUUUGUCCUCCUUCCUUCCCUCCUUCCUUCUUUUGUCCUCCUUCCUUCCUUCCUCCCUCCUUCCCUCCCUCCCUCCUUCCUUCCCUCCCUCCUUUCCUUCCUUCCUUCCUUCCUUCCUUCCUUCCUUCCUUCCUUCCUUCCUUCCUUCCUUCCUUCCUCCCUCCCUCCCUCCCUCCCUCCCUCCCUCUCUCCCUGCCUUCCUCCCUCCCUCUCUCUCUUCCUUCCCUCCCUCCCCCUCUCUCUCUUCCUUCCUUCCUUCCUCCCUCCCUCUCUCUCUCUUCCUCUCUUCCCUCCCUUCCUCCCUCCCUUUCUCUUCCUUCCUUCCCUCCUUCCCUCCCUCUCUCUCUUUUCCUUCCCUCCCUGUCUUCCUCCCUCCUUCCUUCCUUUUUUUGUGCAGGGGAUCAAGGCCUUAUUUGCUCUGCCCGUGCCCUUCCCGGCCGGGCGGCUGUCCACCCAGUCCCCGGAAGGAGGCUGGUCAUAUUCUUCGUCUCAUCAUGGAAUGUAGUUAAUGAUCGUGGCCGCCUUCACGCGAGCUGCCCGGCAGUCCGGCUGCCGCUGUGUGGGGGGGACUUUCCUGCAGUGACCGUUGGUACUGUCCGUCCCCGGCACUUGCCGUCACGUAUCGUCUGAGAAGCAGUGUGGUCCUGUUUCCCCCUCUGUUCUGUGUGACCGUGUCACCGUUUGUAAGCUCGCGGUUGCCCGAGCUCCCGGAAGUGCCCUUCUCACCCGGCGGCGUGGCCAGGGCGCCGGGCGCCUGAGCUGUUUUUAGAACGCUGCUCUUGUACGCCGGGCUCUUGGCCCUGCUGUAUUCAGUUUCACCCCACGGGCAGUCCCCCCCGCCCCGCAUCAGGAUAAACUGGAGAGCAGACGUGGUCAGGGUGACUCGGCGAGCCUCCCGCCGUGGCCUUGGGCAGCCUGUGGCAUCUCCCUGAGGCCCCGCCGGGUGUUCGGCAGCUGGCUGAGCGAUGCCGUGGGUCGGCCGGGGUCCCAGGCCUUUGCACUGCAAAGGUGCAAUAAGGAGCGAUUCCCGUUGCCUCCGAUGGCCAGAAGCCAAUCUGUUUGCAAAAUUUGUCCCUGUGCAAUGGUGGCGUGACCGGCCACCCCCACUCGACUCGCCCCAUCUGCUGCUGCUCGCCUGAGCCCGCCGCUGGCCAUGUCUUCCUUUGGUCUGCGGCCCGGCGGGUGCUGGCAGGGCUCCGUCUCCCGCAUCCCUCUCCCGGGCUGUCGCCAGCCUCUCAGACCAGCCGCUUGCCUUGCUUGCAAGGUGGAUGGUCCUCAAAGCUCCUCCCCCGGCCCCCCCACCUCCGAGUCUGGCCUCGUCACUGCUCCGACUCUUGAACACUACACCGGCGGCCUGAGCUCCAGGCGGGCGGGCUAGGAGCCUCAGCUCAGGAAGCUUCAGGGUGAAUUAUAUUUCCUAUAAAGAUGUAUUUAUACUAGAUCAAUGUGUCCUGAUCAGACAUAAGCUGAGAUCGGUCGAACCCCAAGGUGGCAGACACAUCUGCAGUGAGAUUUGGGUGCUGGGGGUGUGUCCAUGGUGCUCUGGGAACAUUGGCCAAAUGUGAUGGGCCCCAGGAGAGAUGACUAUUAUUAUUAUCAUUAUCAUUAUCAUUAUUAUUCUUAAUUAUUUGCCCUCUGGAGUUUACAGUAUUAAAAGUAAAGUCUCACCUUAUUAAACGA